UUUUAUUACAAUGAUUAAAACAUUUGUAUUUUUUGAUAUUGAAACAACAGGUCUUAUUAAGGGCAAUAAAAUGCCUAGAAUUACAGAAUUUUCAUUUGUAGCUGUAACUCGAGACAAUAUAUGUCUCAAUAAAAAAAAAAUUCCAAGAGUUUUACAAACUCUUACUGUACCAGUUAAUCCUAAUACAUCUAUUCCUCAGCAUGUAGAGAUUUUAACAGAAUUAAAUAAUGAAUGUUUACAAAAUGUAUCUUCAUUUAAUCAUAAAAUUUAUAAUAUGAUUAAUAUUUUCCUUGAUACAUUAACGAAACCAAUAUGUUUCGUGGCUCAUAAUGGAAAUAGAUUUGAUUAUCCCAUUUUUUUGUGGGAAUUAAAAUGCCUUAAUAAGGAUUUAGCAGAAGAUAUUCUAUGUGUAGAUACAUUACUCUUAUUCAAAGAUUACUUUACGAAUGCUAAUUAUAUAAAAGAUACUGAAAUCUUAAAUAUGGAAAACCAACUGGAAAAAGUUAAUAUACUCCAAAAACCAAACAAUUUUAAAUUAAUAACAAUAUAUGAACAUUUAUUAAAAGUCCCAGCAAAAAACAAUCAUAUAGCACAAGGUGAUUGUAUUAAUAUGCUACAUUGUGCUAAUUAUAUUGCAGAAUACUUCGUGGAAUGGUGCGAUAAAAAUGCAUUACCAUUAUAUACAAUGAAAUGAAAAUAAUGAAAAGUAUUCUAAAGAAUUUUAAUUUUAUAAUAUCUAUAUUAUAUUAUUAUUAUUAUACAAAUCAAUAUUAUUAUGUAAAUAUAAAUUUUAUUAUUAUUUUAAAA
Molecule: messenger RNA, 807 nt
Organism: Vespa velutina
Lineage: Eukaryota; Metazoa; Arthropoda; Insecta; Hymenoptera; Vespidae
Product: three prime repair exonuclease 2
Exons: 3
Coding region: 11-694 (227 amino acids)
Biological process (GO): DNA catabolic process
Cellular component (GO): cytoplasm
Molecular function (GO): 3'-5'-DNA exonuclease activity; nucleic acid binding
Source: RefSeq, a predicted model, not a curated record